Anoplophora glabripennis (Asian longhorned beetle) is the source of this 5304-nucleotide messenger RNA. RefSeq lists its product as uncharacterized. NCBI's taxonomy places the organism in Eukaryota, Metazoa, Arthropoda, Insecta, Coleoptera, Cerambycidae. Gene Ontology annotation, cellular component: Golgi membrane; early endosome membrane. The coding region runs from base 68 to 1831 and encodes 587 amino acids. The record is from RefSeq and is a predicted model, not a curated record. Gene Ontology annotation, biological process: negative regulation of transforming growth factor beta receptor signaling pathway. Gene Ontology annotation, molecular function: R-SMAD binding. The transcript has 4 exons.
GUCCGAUUCCAAACAAGCUUUCCUAGUUUCAAAAUGGUUGUGAGCACCACCACAAGCGUGUUAUGCAAUGUUUAUGCAAGGUCAUAUCGAAGGAACUUCGAAUCGAAUUGGGAUCCCACGCGUGCGCCUUGUAUCCGGUAGACGCCGAAUCUAUGCCGAAAAGACACUCGCAUCUCCUCGUCUACCUGCUGCCAAUAUCACAAUACUUGCAGUAUAUUCAGAAUUGCCAUAUCAGUACCCCGUAGAGAGCCCAAACUGUAUUAUAGAACCUCCGGUGAUAACGUGUACAAUCUGGUGUACAGAGCUGGGAAUAGAGAUUCAGGUGUGUCCAGAGUUCCUCACCGUGCAAGCGCUGUAUGAGGGGUUGUUGGUCACCAUCUGGACCACGGCCCAAAAGAUACCUCAGCACCGCUGCAGUUGCUCGGCACAGCUGGCCACCGUCUUGGUGUUCCUUACCACUUUGACCAUAGUGGGGAGGUGCUAUGCGUCCGCUAGCGCAGAGGCGCCCUUAGGCCAAUUUGUCUCGAACCCUCAGUCACCACUCUAUAAUUCCAAAUUCCCAACUUCCAGUUUAGUAUUAAGUAGGCUAUUUAUUCCUGGUCGUCUUGUAAAAAGUGAUACUAGAGUAAUUCGCGGAAAUUCUAAAGUGUUGCACAGUCCGUACCUCAGAAAAAUUAGAACUAAGCGUGAGUUCAAGGCGGCCCAACGCAACCGGAUCGCCGACCUGAAGAGCAAAUCGAUAUCCGAAGAGAACUCGACCACUUUUAAGAACUCUAAUCCUAACACCGACGUAUUCUCCUUGCGGAAUAGCAAAAUUUUCGGACAGGUCGAUGGAUCCAAGCUCGAACUGAGUGCUCACGCCGGUAACGAUAGUGAAGGUGGAAGUGAAAUUUAUAAUACGACGCGAGUGAUCAGUACGAACAGAACCGAAGUCGAAGCGCACCAAAACGACAGCAGCUUCCACGAAGAGGGCAAGGAGCUCCUUAGAAGCACGCAGCGGCCCAUGCCGCCAGCGCAUGCUCACGACAACGAAUCAUCUGGGGCGGUGAGCGCGUUUGGCAUUAUCCUGGUGGUGGUCCUGCUGACAGGGGCGGUCUUGGGGCUGGUCACGUGCCUGCUGAGCCACCAGAGGGGUACGGGGGGCGCCAGCGGGGCGGGCACGCCGGCCACCCACCCGCACCACGCCGCGGAUUCUCCGACCACUGCACCCAUGCUGUCGGUUGUGAGUGCCGGCGCCGCGGCGGGGAUGGGCGGCAUGGAUCGGUUGCGAGGGGGCAGAGCUGCCCGAGAGCUGGCGGCGACGAGAGACCGCCAAGUCAGACUGCACGCGGUGCACACCGACAUCGCCAUCAACCUGCCGCACAGCAUCGCGAUGCCCGACGGCGAGGAACACCCCUUCACCUCCUCCAGGCUGCACAUACGGGACGCAGAGCAGGAAUCUGAAAUCUACCAGAAAUGCAUCCGACCACCACCCAAUCGCACAGUAUUGGAGAGCGAAUCGCCACCACCCUACCGGUCCAGUUCGGCGGGUGUCCUAGCAUCCUCAUCGAGCUCCUCCAGCGGCAGCGACUGGUCGGCUGGCUCGGCGCCGCUGGUCGUCCGUUGCCAUUCGAUGUCCUCAACGUCCAAGCCGAUAUCCUCGAGUUCUCACCCAAACGCCACCAGCCAAAAGACUGAUUUUUUACAAAGGACUGUUAAAAUUUUUACCGGCAAAAAGACGCAGCACCACCAGCCGCCCCCUGCCCCCACGUUACCCGUGGUCGUCGUGCCGGCGACGUCCAGAAGUCGGAGGACGGACCCCAGCCGUCCGAAGCCGCCUCCGGGAGUCUGACCACACGUUCCCACUUAGUUGACAUUAAAUUUGUGAAUUGAUUACUUUAAAACAGAUUCCAUAACUCAUUAAAUUAUAUGUUGUACUGGAUGGUCCAAAAAAAUGCUUCCCGAGUUUUUUUUUGUACGACUCAGUGAUUCAUUCAACGACUAUGAGGACGUUUAGCCUUUUAUAAAAUAAUAUAUAUUUAUCAGUGAACUGGACACUUUUUUAAUGUGGUUUACAUGUGUAUUAUAUCCAAGGAGAACUCUAAAGUAGUAAUCCUAGGAAGAGGUGGGAUAUCCCGAACAUGCGGUGCCAAAUAUAAGGAGUUUGUGUACUGUGUACAUAGUUUUGUAAAUGCAGGGCAACAUCUUCAAACACACACCAAAACAUAAUAUCUACGUAUUUUCUAAAGCCGCAACUUUUACUCGUACUUUUUAAAGUCACACGCACCGGAACGACAUCAAAAGUCAGUGUUUCAGGUGAAUCCUUGUCACAUAUUUAUGGUUAGACGAAUUGAACUUUGGAGGAAAAAUACUAGAUGGCGACUCUCAAAAGCAUAUCUCUCACCCUUAAGGUUCACGCGAAAACAUUUUUACAAAAUCGCAAAAAUUGGUAUCGUAAGAAAUUUUUAAUAAAAGAAAUUUUUAAUAAAUUCUGUUCUAUGUUAUCCUGCACCAUCAAUGAAGAAAAUCUAUUAUAUUAAACGUUUAAUUUUCAUUCAGUGUUAACAUCUAGUUACUCUAGAUUCUUUGCCUUUUCAUUUGUUGCAAUUAGAAAAGGAUACAGCACAUCCAGGGCAUCUAGAUCUUGACAGGCAUUUUUUAGGAGUGUCGCCAUCUAUAUUCUAGUCCCUAAAUUUGACGAGUUGUCUGACUAUAGAUAUAUAUGUACAAACAAAGACUAGACUCAAAAUUUGUCAAUAAGAGGUUGUGUCAAAAUAUUUUUUUACAAAAUUGUUUUAUCUAACUAAGAAAUCAGUUUCAUGUAGAAUUCCUUUAAUUUCCAUGUCUAUAUCCACUUGAUUUGCCUAUUUUUGCAGUUAAAUAUCGUUGCUUAUGUGGCCACUUUAAACACACGUAAUUUUAUUUUAAUUUUUUUUUAAUUGGUAAACAUUUUGGUGUGGUUUUGAGGCGAUUGCCCGGUAUACUCGUAAACGGAAAACAUAUGAUAUUAUUAAAUCAAAAUAUAUUUGGCGAUAGGCCGCAACUUGCUACUAUUGAUAUUCCAGUAACCUAAAUUAUAAACAAUUGACAGUAGAACAUUGUUCUGUUUUUAAAUAUUGUUUAUUGAAGAAGAAAAAUACAAAAUGGGAUAUUAAGUGCAAAAAAUGGAAGAUGGAAGACUUGAAUAAAGGACUUUUCUUUUUAUGCUAAAAAAAGUGUUCAUCUGUUAGUCAAACCGUGGUCAAACUAGCUCCAACUAAUCAUCACUUCUGUCUGUCUUCGUGUGACCCUCAAAAAUAAUUGCCUACUUCAAAAAGUACGUUAUCUUUUUUGCAAAAUAACUUUGUUGGUUUUCGUUUAUCGUUUAUUUUAAAUUUUGAAAAAUUCGGUAGUAUGUUUCAAGCACCAGUACCAAAGAAUAUAUGCUGUUAAAGAAAAAGUCACGGAUAUUAAAAGUAUAACUUGUUUUUAUUUCGAUAUAAGAUAUUGGGAAUAUGUGUUUGAUACGUGAAAAUGUAAAAAACUGUGCAACAUACAAAAAAUUAACAAAGCAGUGUAUUACGUAAAGAAUUUUGUUGCUAUAUUUUUUUUCAUAGAUUUAUGUUUUACCGUUACAAUGCAUAUUCCUAAGUUUGUUCAUUGUUACCUGUAUUCCAUUUGUAUAAAAAAAAUUCUGUUUGGCACUCCUAAAAAUAUACCUUGUUCCAUAUUUAAAAUAAUUAAGCAAUUCGUUAUUUUGAUUUGCAAUCGGUUAUCUUCCAAAAUAUGUAUAAAGUAAAAUUUGUUUAGUCUCCCAACUGUGAAAAGAAUAUGUAAUUACAAUUUGAAAUUAUCUACAUCUAAAAAAAGUUUUGUAAACAUGUCAUAGACUUUUAUCAUUAAUGACGAUGUUUUUUGUUUAUCGCUUUUAGUACGUUUUUUUUUUAAUUUCUUGCCAUGUCAUUUAAGCACACAUGAAUAUGAUCACACAAAUCCGGAGCUGACGAUUGAACGCCUUGUGUUGAAUUAUUUGUGAAGCUCUUAAUUUCUAAAUAUUUAUUCAAUACAAAAGAUGUAUUAUUGACGAUUCAGAAAUCGGUGUUUUAGUAAAAUCCAAGUUCUGAGUAUAAAUAGGUACACAUUUUUUUUUUCGACUAGGUUUUGAGCUAAGAAUCGCAUCAUGUACGUGUACUAUAAGAAUGAAUAAUUUUUUGGAUCAGUAUUCAUCAAGUAUUAAUUUUUUGUAGAUAGCGUGAAACUGUUCAGAGGUGAACUGAUUUGUAUGGGUAACUUUUUUUUAUUAGGAGAAAUUGUGACGUUUAAAUCGUGUUCAGCAGUAGCUGCUGAUACAAGUGCCAGUUCAGGUUUUAGGAAGUUCGAAGUGUUAUUAAUUUAUUUUUGUUUUUUUUUUAACAUAUUUCGAAAAGAAAUUCUUUCAAUCUAGUCAUUUUGAUCAAGUUGUGAUUGGUUUUGAGGGUGCGCACUUGAGCAAAUAGAUUAUCUAGCAAAUGUUAAAUUAUAUAAUUAAAUAUAUUGCAAAAAAUAUUAUAUGGUAGACAGAACCGUAUAUCUAGUGGAACAUAAGCAUUAUUGUGAUGAUAAGGUGCUUGGGAUCAUAAUAUGUGCAUAUAACUUGUAAACCAACAAAAGACAAACAUAUAUUCCUAUAAAAAGUUUAUUUUUUGUAUCGAGUAGAGUAGUUAUUAUUUAUUUUCAGAGCAUUUCCCAAAAACACCUAUUUUCUAGUUGUAAUUACUUCAGUGGUAUAUAAUUUAUUUUUUUUAUUGCUAAGGUGCGACUUUACAUUAACUAUAAUAAAUUUGUCUUAUCAAUGAUUUCGUGAUGCUAUUUUAGUUUGUUUUAGUCAAGAUAGCUUAAAAAAGCGAAUGCUUAUUAAAAUAAAGUCACGAACUACCUGUAUCCUUUGAUCCAAUUUUAUAAAUUAUGUAUUAUUUAUUUUUUAUUAUAUUUUUUGUAUACUGUUCCAUAAUAAUAAUAUGCAGCUUAAUUAUUUGCGAAACAGAUCUGUCGUAUUUGUUAUUUUGUCAGUAAAUCUUAUUUAUUAUAUAUUUUUUUAUUAGAUCUGCCAAGAUCUGUUUCCCAAAUAAUUAAACACUCUGUACAUUUUAUUCCCAUAGAUAUCUAUAGUAAAUAGUUUUUUGCAUAUAUGUAUGAGGCCCAAGCCGAAAAAAGUCAUAACAACAAGAAAAUUGUGAUUAAAUUUUAUUAUUAUAAUAAAUAACAAAUUAAUGAAAAUGUUUUUGUAUUAGUGAAUUAUUAAAACAACUUAAAUUGUAAAUUUCGUUUUUGUUUUACUCUUUGACUAUAGUUUUCUAUUCUGUUUAG